AUGCUGGUUUCGCUCCUCUGGAAAUUGCACUCCGCUUCACGCCGGCGCGCUUUCUCAUCGCUUCCCUUCGCCCGAAUUGCCAUGGCUACUCCCGGGGGGCAUCCUAAAGAUGAAAUGUACCUUGGUGCAGUGAUUCCCAAGCGCAUCCAGCUCUUCCAGGCGAUCCAGUCGCAGCAGAAGUCCCAUCUCGAUUCCCUCCCUCAUGACUCUAUCAGGGUUACUUUGCCGGAUGGGACAGUGAAGGAAGGUAAGAGAUGGUCAUCGAGUCCGCUGGACAUUGCAAAGGAGAUUUCCAAGAGUUUGGCAUCUAAUGCGUUGAUCUCUCAAGUUAAUGGAGUGUUGUGGGAUAUGAAGAGGCCAUUGGAAGCCGAUUGCGAGUUGAAAUUGUUUACUUUCGAUAGCGAUGAAGGGCGUGAUACUUUUUGGCACUCUAGCGCUCACAUUCUUGGCGAGUCACUGGAACAAACAUAUGGUUGCAAGCUUUGCAUUGGACCUUGCACCACCAGAGGGGAGGGAUUCUACUAUGAUGCGUUCUAUGGGGAAUUAGGUUUAAAUGAUGAACACUUCAAGCAAAUUGAAGCUGCAGCCUCAAAAGCUGUCAAGGAAGGACAAGAUUUUGAGCGCAUUGAAGUUACCAGGGAUGAGGCCCUUGAGAUUUUCUCUGAUAACAAUUUUAAGGUUGAAAUCAUAAACGACCUGCCUUCAGACAAAACUAUUACUGUGUACAGAUGUGGUCCGCUGGUGGAUCUGUGCCGUGGUCCCCAUAUCCCAAACACAUCCUUUGUAAAGGCAUUUGCAUGCUUGAAGGCUUCUUCUGCCUACUGGAGGGGGAACAAAGACCGUGAAAGUUUGCAGAGGGUAUAUGGAAUAUCAUACCCUGACCAGAAGCGUCUGAAGGAGUAUCUUAAAAACCUGGAAGAAGCAAAGAAGUAUGACCACAGAUUGUUGGGGACAAAGCAGGAACUUUUCUUUUGUCAUCCGUUGAGCCCUGGAAGUUGGUUCUUCCUUCCUCAUGGGACACGGAUUUACAACAAACUAAUGGGGUUCAUAAAAUCUCAAUAUAUCCAGAGGGGUUAUGAGGAGGUCAAAACCCCAAAUAUGUAUAACAUGAAACUCUGGGAGACAUCUGGGCAUGCUGCAAAUUACAGGGAUAACAUGUUUCUGCUUAAUAUUGAAAAGCAAGAAUUUGGGCUGAAACCAAUGAAUUGUCCUGGGCAUUGUUUGAUGUUCCAGUAUAGAGUUCGCUCUUACAGAGAACUUCCUAUUCGUAUGGCAGAUUUUGGUGCCCUGCAUCGCAACGAGGCUAGUGGUGCACUCACAGGGUUAACUCGCGUUCGUAGGUUUCAGCAGGAUGAUGCUCAUAUCUUCUGCAGAGAGGACCAGAUAAAAGACGAAGUGAGAGGUGUCUUGGACUUCAUUGAUUAUGCAUAUAAAAUAUUUGGAUUCACUUAUGAGCUGAAGCUCUCUACGAGGCCGGAGCAAUAUCUAGGGGAGGUGGAAACAUGGGAUAAAGCUGAGGCUGCUCUGACAGAAGCAUUGAAUGAAUUUGGGAAGGCGUGGCAGAUAAAUGAAGGGGAUGGUGCUUUUUAUGGUCCUAAGAUAGAUAUCAGUGUAUCUGAUGCAUUGAACAGGAAAUUCCAGUGUGCCACAUUGCAGCUUGACUUCCAGCUUCCAGAUCGUUUCAAGUUGGAAUUCUCUGCUGAGGAUGAAACCAAGUUAGAAAGGCCAGUGAUGAUACAUAGAGCAAUCCUGGGAUCUGUGGAACGUAUGUUUGCUAUACUAUUGGAGCAUUACAAGGGGAAGUGGCCUUUCUGGCUUAGCCCACGUCAAGCAAUUGUCUGUCCUGUGUCUGCCAAAUCAGUGGACUAUGCAAAACAAGUACGAGAUAGGAUUCAUCAAGCUGGAUAUUAUGCGGAUGCUGAUAUAACAGACAGGAAGAUCCAGAAAAAGGUAAGAGAGGCCCAAAUAGCACAGUACAACUACAUUUUAGUUGUCGGCGAAGAGGAAGCCAACACAGGCCAGGUGAGUGUGCGGGUCAGAGACAUUGCGGAUCACUCGGUGAUGAGCAUAGAGAGCUUGCUCCAACACUUUGCCGACGAAACUGCUGCAUUCCAUUAG
Linum trigynum is the source of this 2118-nucleotide messenger RNA. The record is from the annotation of a GenBank genome assembly. NCBI's taxonomy places the organism in Eukaryota, Viridiplantae, Streptophyta, Magnoliopsida, Malpighiales, Linaceae.